CCAUAACCCAUUCAUUCAUUCUUGUUCUUCAAACUUCUAUCACAAUUCUUUAAUAAUCCUUCUUUCAUCACUUUCUCUCACACCCAUUUUUUCAAUCUUCCAAAAAUCACCAAAACAAACACUAUAUUACAAAACUUCAUUAAUAUGUCAUCAUCCUCACUUUUUGCUACAAAUGGCAUGGUUUUAGCGACGGCCAUGGCUGCCGUCUCCGGCACCGUCAUCCUCCUUGCCUUCCAUCUCCAGAAACAACCAACCAACACCAACAUAACCCACCAGCCAAGACCAUGCAUCUCUAUAGAUGGGAAGAAGAAGGUGAAAAAGAAAAAGAAAGUUCACUUUGCAAAAGAUGUGAUGGAACCAAGUGGGAAUGGGGAAGAGUUUAGAAAGAGACUACAAAGUAAGAAAUUUCAAAAGAUGAGGACUAAUUCGUCAUUGUUCAAAGAUGAAGGGGGUAAAAAGAAAGUUAUUAUGCCAGCUAAUAGAAUGGCUCUUUACACUGGAAUUCUCAGAGAUCGAAGUGUUCACCGGUUUGCUUAUUCAUGAUUUUUUUUUUCUUCUAAUUUUCUUCACUGUGAAAAUUUAGUCCUUAUUGUUUGUGUAUAAUACAUGUUUGAUCCCUUAUCUUUCAUAGGGUUGUAAAAUACAUCCUUUUUUGGUCAUACAAUAUGAGUAUUAUACUGUUUGUUUUUGUAA
Molecule: messenger RNA, 693 nt
Organism: Erigeron canadensis
Lineage: Eukaryota; Viridiplantae; Streptophyta; Magnoliopsida; Asterales; Asteraceae
Exons: 2
Coding region: 145-543 (132 amino acids)
Source: RefSeq, a predicted model, not a curated record